AUGUCCCCUGGUAGCAUCAGUUUCCGAUGGGCCGCCGCAGCACCGCAGGCUGCAAGAUGGACGAUUGGCGGGCAGCUGUUCGGCCCUGAAUCUCGCAUCGCCCCCGACGGGCAUCCGCGUUGGUCAGGGUCCACCGAUGUGUGUCCUGAUGAGACUCUGCACGGCCAAGAAGAGGAGGUCCGGCUGGGCAGCCCUGAGUACACUGGCUUCACUUAA
Molecule: messenger RNA, 216 nt
Organism: Penicillium daleae
Lineage: Eukaryota; Fungi; Ascomycota; Eurotiomycetes; Eurotiales; Aspergillaceae
Exons: 2
Coding region: 1-216 (71 amino acids)
Source: RefSeq, a predicted model, not a curated record